Messenger RNA from Chlamydomonas reinhardtii, 5606 nucleotides. RefSeq lists its product as uncharacterized. Gene Ontology annotation, molecular function: protein binding. Lineage: Eukaryota; Viridiplantae; Chlorophyta; Chlorophyceae; Chlamydomonadales; Chlamydomonadaceae. The coding region runs from base 73 to 4149 and encodes 1358 amino acids. The record is from RefSeq and is a predicted model, not a curated record. The transcript has 21 exons.
AAAACAGCGGCGACAAGAACAGCGGUCAGUCAGCAUUCAGGUCUUUUCGUGACCCCCACGUGAUUCGCGCAAAUGCGCCAGUCGGCUUUUGCCGCGGCCGCGGGCCCGCCGCCGCCGCCAGGCGGCGGCGGCGCCGCGGCGGCCGGCGGUGCCGGCGGCGGCUUCACUGCCGCUGACCUGAAGAACGCGAUUGCCGCGCUGCAGCACCAGCACCAGCAGCAGCAGCACCAACAGCAGCAGCAGCACCAGCAGCACCAAGCAGUGCUGCAACAGGCGGCGGCGGCGGUGGCGCGGCAGCAAGCGGCGGCGGACCAGCAGCAGCAGCACCAGCACCAGCAGCAGCAACAGCAGCAGGCCGCGAUCAUGGAUGCCGCGGUGCGGCUGCAGCAACAAAUGGCGACGCCGCUAGCGAGCCCGGGUCCUGCCGGCCAUCACCACGCACAACUCAUGUCGCCGGGCCCAGGCGGCUACGGCGGCGGCGGCGACGGCGGCGGUGGGCUUGGCGGCGGUGGCGGGAGCCGCUUUGACGCGCUGACGUCAGCAAUGGCUGCCGCUGCGGCCGCCGGCGGCGGCGGCGGAGGUGGCGGCGGCGGUGGCGGCGGGUACGGGAGCUACAGCCGGUAUGGAGGAGCAGGUGGUGGCGGCGGCGGCGGCGGCGGCGGGGGGUACGGCGGCCUGGGCGGCGGCGGCGGCGGCAGUGCGUGGGGCACGCCGCCACCGAGCCCCGGCCCCGGCGGCACGAGCGGCAUGUACUCGGGCUACGGCACGCCGUCACGUGGAGGCCCCUCGCCCGCCGGCUCGACGUACGGUGGCGGCGGUGGCGGCGGCAUGUGGCGGGGCGGCCAGCCGGGUGGGGGCGGCGGCGGUGGCUCCGUGUAUGACAUGAAGAGCCCGGCUAGCAUGUCUCCCGCCGCCGCCAGCCUGCAGAAUGCGGCGGCGCACCACCAGCACCACCAGCAGCAGCACCCAGGGCAGCAGACCCCCGCCUCUUGCGCCUCGCCCGUGCCCUCCGGAUCCACUCUCUGGUCGGGCGGGCCCUCGGGCUCAUUCGAGGCCGCCGCCUCCUCGGCCUUUGGAUUCGGCGGCGGCGGCGGCGGCCCACACGACCUCCUGGGCUCACACCAACAGUCGCCGCUAUCCUCCAUGUCCUCAUUCGCCGGCGGCAUGGGCGGCAUGGGCGGCGGCGGCGGCCUGCAGCGUGCCGGGGGCUCCUUCAACCUCAUGACCAGCCCCGGCCCCGGCGGCGCCGCCAUGUGCCCCUCACCCUACGGCGGCGGCGGCGGUUUGUACGGCACCGCUCCUAGCAGCCCCGCGCCGCCGCCGUACACGCAGCAGCAGUACCAGCAGUACGGAGGUGCAGGUGGCGGCGGCGGCGGCGGCGGGCACACGCGGGGUCUGCUGCGCACCAGCUCGCUCAACACCAAGAAGAGCGCCCCCAACCGCGUGUGCUGUAACGCGCUGCUUGCGGCCUACGCCCGCGCCACACCCACACAGUGGCAGCGCGCCAUCCGGCUGCUUGAGCUGAUGUGGCAGAUCGGCGGCGAGUUGUGUCCCGACAUUGUCAGCUACAACACAGUCAUAAAGGCGUGCGGCAACGCCGGGCAGGUGGACCUGGGCUUCAAGGUGUACGGCCUCAUGCGGCGCCGCGGCAUCGAGCCCUCCGUGGCCACCUACGGCACCCUGGUGUGCAUCGCGGCGGACGCAGGAGCCAGCGGCAGAGUCAUUGAGGUGUGGGGCUGGCUGCGGGCCAGCGGGCUGGAGGUGCAUGUGACGUGCGCCAACGCAUACCUGGCGGCCCUCAUAAAACAGGGCGAGUGGGACGCUGCCGUGGGCUUCUUCCGCUCGCUGCUGCGCGGCGGCUCGCCCUGCCGCCCCAACACCAUCACCUUCAACACGCUCAUGGCGGGAUGCCUGGACAGGGGCCAGCCGGAGCAGGUGCUGACGCUGUUCCACGAGCUGCAGUCGGUGUGCGGCCUGGCGCCCUCGGUGUCCAGCUACGGACACGUGGUGGCGGCGUACGGCGGACUGGGGCGCUGGGAGGACGCAUUCAACGUGGUGGCCUUCGUGUGCAGGCCCGACAGCUCUGUGCGACCGCACGUGUCGCUCUUCACCUCCCUGUUCACCGCGCUGAGGGGCGCGGCCGAGGAGGCGGCGGCGGCGGCCACGGCGGCGGCCGGUGACGGCGCCACCACAGCCGCCGCCGCCGCCGCGCUGCUGGCGCUGGCACGUCACAUGCACGACCUUCGCAACCUACUCAAGAUGUACCCCCACCUGCAUCCCGACACCGCCUGCCACCGCGCCAUGAUCGGUGCCUUCGCCGCUGUGGGCGAGGUGGACGUGUGCGUGGAGCUCUUCAACGUGCUGCUGCUACUGCCGCCGCCACAGCCGCCGCCGCCCACGCCGCAGCAGCAGGCAGCAAACGCGGCGGCGGCAGCCGCCAACGCCGCCGCUACUGCCGGCGCGGCGGCGGCGGCGGCUGUGGGGGGUGGUGCUACAGCCGGCGGCGGUGGGCAGCAGCAGCAGCAGCAGCACCCGCAGCCGCCGGGCACGCCACCACUGGCCCCUGGAAACCCCCUGGAGCUGCUCGGGAGCGAUGGCGGCAGUAGCAACGCCGGCGGCUCGGGCGGCGGCGCGGCGGCGGCGGCGCCGCCGCACGUGGUGCGGAUGCACCACAUUUCUGCGGCGGCUGUAGCAGCGGCACCGCAGCCGCAGAGCCCUACCACGCACGUCGCCAGCAGUGGCGGGCGCGAGGCGCUGGCGCUACAGCCGGCGGGCGAGGCGGGCGCCACGGGCGCAACUGCUGCUACUGCCGGCAGUGGCGGGAAGGAAACGGAGAUGGUGGCGGCGCCGGGCUCGCCGACCUCCCCUGCAACGGCGCCGGCGGCUGCUACUGCCGGCGGCGUGGAUGCGGAGGUGGCGACGCAGGUCCUCCGCGCCAUCUGCAUGCACCGCGCCUGGGACAAGGCCGUGCAGCUGCUCAAGGUGCUGCAGGACCACGGCCCUCCGCUGCCCGCCUCCGCCCUGCGUGUGGUGCUCGAGGCAAUGGCGCUGGAUGCCGCAUGGACCGCCGCAUACAGCGUACUGCAGAUGCUGUGCAGUCCGCUGCUGCCGGGCUCCGUGAGCGGCGCCGGCGGACUGCUAGACGAGCUGGUGGGGGGUCUCAAGGAGAGCGGCUCCACGGAGCUGCUGUUCCUGGCGCUGCUGGCGGCCAAGGACGAGGCGGGUGCAUGGGGGGAGGCGCUCAGCAUGUUCAACUGGCUGCUGAGGGAGGCGCGGCCCGACGCGCUGGUGCGCUCGCCCGACCUGUACCGCAUCAUGUACGAGGUGCUUGUGGUGCGCGGCGGUGUGGAGGGGCUGGCGGCGGCGCUGGACAUUGCGCGGCAGGCGCACGCGGAGGGCUUCCUGCAUUGGUACAGCCGCCCUCGCCCCGCAACACCACCGCCAGCAGCAGCAGCAGCAGCCGGCGACAACGGCGGGUCCGGCUCCGCCUCCCCCGGCGGCGACAGCGCCAGCAGCCCCCGCAUUGCUGGCGGCGCCGCCGGAGGCGCUGGGACUGGUGGCGGCGGCGGCGGCGGCGGCGGCUCGGUGGUUGUGCUUGAGGGCCUGAGCCGCAUUGAGACCAUAGUGACGCUAUUGGCGUGGCUGCAGGAGGUCAGGGACGCAGCCACCGGCGGCGCCACCGGCAGCGGGCCCCGCGCCCGGCUGAACGGCCCCUGGGUGGACAUCCUGGCGCCCGACUCGGCAGGGGCGGGCGACGCCACCGCCGCCGCCGCAGGCGCCUCCGCCGCCGCCGCCACCGGCGGAGACCCCAUCGCCGGCCUCCUCGGCCUGUCCGCCGCCGCCGCCUCCGCCAUGCAGCCAGGCGGCGGCGGCGGCGGCGGAAAUGACGAGCAGCAGCAGCGGCAGCAGCAGCAGCAGCUGGCGGCGGCUGCGGCGGCGGCGGCGCCGCACUCGGUCCGGCCCGCCAUAGCGCUGGUGCUGGAAGGCCGCAUUGGGGAGCUGCUGGGGGUGGGGCCCGACUCACCCCCUGAGCACAGGUCGCUGUUCCCGCUGCGCGGCCCGGUGCGCGCCUACCCCGGCCUGGACCCGGCCCGCCCCGGCCUCAUACGGGUGGAGGCGGCCAGCGUGUACGGCGCCAUGGGGCUGUGAGCAGGGGAGGAGGGGGAGGGGGAGGAGGACGAGCAGGAGGCCGGGAGAGGCAGGAGCGUGGCGACGGCGAGGGCACACGUACACAGCGCCGGCGGCGCCGGACGUCAACAGCGGCAACGGCAGCUGCUUAGUGAUGGGGAGCAGGGGCAUGGGCCAGGAAGCAGGCUGCUUGCAGCUGCGGCUGCGGAGCAGUUGCGGUGGCGCCGGUGCAUGUGAGCCAGGGGCCAGAAGCAACGGCGGCGGCGGCGGCAGCAUCAGUAACAGCAGGAAAGGCAUGUGGGGCGGUGAGCCGUCGGCUGAGUGAGUCGUACGUGACGCGGACAGGCAGGAGAGGGGCACGGCACGAAACUGGACCGUAACGGGUUGCAGCAGACACCCCAGCAGGAUGGCUGUGUGUGGCCAUGUGUGUGUGUUUGUGCGCGUCUGCAACUGCGUAUGUAUGCAUCCAUGCACGCAAGCUAGGCGUGAGCGCGGCGGCCCCAACGGGCUGCAGGAAUGAGCGAUGAGCGCAGUAGCAGCAGUAGCAGCAGCAGCAGGUAGGGGCAGGGUUAUGUCCGUGCGGGGCGUGACAACACACGGUGGCGCGGGAGGCUGUGCUGACGUGAUGACUUGAUGCGGCGGAAAGGUGGAGAGGUGGAAGAGGCGCAAAGGCGCUAGCUGGGAGUUUUUGGGUAAAACGCCGGCACACCCUACCGCCGCAAGCGGCGGCGGUGGCCGGUGGCAAGCGAUUGUGUGGGCAAGCGUGACGAAGUGCGAUGUGCGCGGCAUGGUAAGCGGGUGGGCUUAUGAUUUCUGUAGCGGCGGUGCCGGUACCUUUCCCCCUGGAUGUGCGCGGGAUUCCGCGUCUGAGAAAGCAUCGAGUGGCCGGGCCGGAUCGUGCCAAGUGAUGUGGCUUCAGGCAUGAAAGGAGUUUUCCCCGUGAUGCAGCAUUGCGAAGGACAGGGCGGAACGCGGCCGAGAAUAGGUUUCCUUUCGUGCUGCCUCACAUUGGGUGUGAACUGGAGGCGGCGGUGGAUGGGAGAGCAGCGAGGAGGUAGGACGAAGGCGCACUGAGUCCUGGUCACAUGCAUACGCCGCUAGUAUUCGAGCAGUGCCGCUAGCAGUUGAGCAGAGCAGCAGUAGUGCUAAAUGGGAUCGCGACAUUUGGCUUUUAAUUGAUGAAGUAAUAAUUGCAUCGAGGUGGCGUGUGUUCACGGACACCCCUAAAAGAUAACGGACGUUCCCCCCACGGACCCCCCGACGACGUGGUUUGGCGUCGGCAGGCCGUGAGCGUGUUCCCCCAUUUGGAUCGGACCCGUGAGACUAGGGCGUGUGGGCGGAUGCAGGGCGCAUUGAGAGCGCAGUGUUUGUGAGAAAGGAAGUUGACGGACGUGACAGAGGAGGCGCACGGGACGCGCUACAAAAGAUGCGCUGCACUCGAGUUAAAGCGUUACGUUCAGUUGUAACAUGAGGAGUUG